CAUCACGGCUCUUUUUAUGUCCCGUGUGUGGGAAGGUGAUUCUCCUGGUUGGAAAAACACUGUCCAGAAGAGCGACCGAAAGGGUCAAUUUGUGUAAUUUUGUAUCCUCCAUUUACACUUUCAGACAUCUCUUAAACAAACGCUUAAACUCCAGAAUCCACUCAAAAGUUUGCCCAGAAGGUCCUUGGUGGAUUUGACUUGUUUGUCCUCGGGAGGAAAGUCGGGAAAUUACGGGGUGAAAAUGGAGAGCCCAGCUGAGUGAGAGUGGGGUGAGGAGGCUGGAUUUGGCAGAAGUUGGGAGUCCUGCCCUGUUGCUAGCAGGCUAGUUAGCGUGUUAAGACGCUUCGUUGUCUCGGUGAAGUUAACAGCUUUGCUCCUCUGCCGCCUGCGAUUUUCCAGCGUAAUCUGUAGGAAAACCACUGCUGACGUUGCCGUUUUUCUUUCCAAUGGAUCAAAGUAUAGUUAAUGAAUUUAUUUUUCAUGGAAGUUCUGCAUGAUUCAGGAGGAUCACUGCAUUUCUUCUGGAGGGCCCCCCACUCAAACUUGUUUUGGAGAAACUCGAUGUUCCUGGCAGCCCACUCCCACAUCCCAUAUCUAUCACAUUUUGUGCUAUAAGUGUCUGUACUUGCAGUUUUCUGAGAUGAGGCUCUUGCUGGUUCCUCAAGGGGCUUAAGGUACGUCCUGCCAGUUGACCUUCCAGCCAGGUGUAAGAACACCAUCACAAAAGACAAGUUCUUGCCGCAGGAUUUGGGGAGACGCGGUGUACAAAAUGGAUUUGUGAACUUGUGGAAGUUUUAUCUGGACUUAUUGUGGUUGAAGAACUCUGGCUGCCUCUGCCAGCUCACUGGGACUUGAAUGGGUGUAAUUGGCUGGAUUUACAAACACCUGUCUGAGUGUGGACACAGCCUGGAUGUUGCAUGUCCUGAGUGUGUUGGAUCAGCUAUUGCUGGAAUGAGGAAGGGUUCCUGGUGGCCUGUGUGGCUGGCUGGCCAGGUGCCCCAGGUGAUGUGAUGGGGUGCCGGAACAGUAAGGUCCUCCCUGAGCCUCCAGAGGACGUUCAGUUGGACCUCGUCAAAAAGGUGGAUCCGCCCCAACCUCCUCAGACGGAUAUUUACAGGCACUUCAUAGGAGGGGAUGGCACCAGGAGCAAGAUGAGUGUGGCAGGUGGAGCGGCAGGUGGAGCGGCAGGUGAAAAGCCAGACUUCACCUCACCGUACCAAGCCCAGGCGCAAGCGGCCACUCCCACCGCUUCAGCUCAGCACCCGAAGGACCCGCUGGAGCUGUCGGACCCUCAGCGGAAGAAGGUAGCAAAGUAUCGAGCCAAGUUCGACCCUAGGGUCACAGCAAAGUAUGACAUCAAAGCUCUGAUUGGCCGUGGGAGUUUUAGUCGUGUCGUUCGAGUGGAGCACAAGAGCACCCGGCAGCCGUACGCCAUCAAGAUGAUAGAGACUCGCUACCGGGAGGGGAGGGAGGUGUGCGAGUCGGAGCUGUGCGUUCUGCGGCGUGUCCGCCACACCAACAUAAUCCAGCUGAUGGAAGUGUUUGAGACGGCAGAGCGUGUCUACAUGGUGAUGGAGCUGGCCACCGGAGGCGAGCUCUUUGAUCGGAUCAUCGCUCGUGGCUCCUUCACGGAGCGAGACGCCACGCGGGUGCUGCAGAUGGUGCUGGACGGCGUCAAGUAUCUCCACGCUUUGGGGAUCACCCAUCGAGACCUGAAGCCGGAGAAUCUGCUGUACUACCACCCCGGAGCUGAUUCCAAGAUCAUCAUCACCGACUUCGGCUUGGCCAGCAGCAGGAAGAAAGGGGACGAGUGUCUGAUGAAGACCACCUGCGGUACGCCGGAGUACAUCGCCCCUGAAAUCCUGGUGAGGAAACCCUAUACCAACGCGGUGGACAUGUGGGCACUGGGGGUGAUAUCGUACAUCCUGCUGAGCGGAACCAUGCCCUUCGAGGACGACAACCGCAUGAGGCUGUACCGGCAGAUCCUGAAGGGGAAAUACAGCUUCUCUGGAGAGCCUUGGCCCAGCGUGUCCAACCUGGCCAAAGACUUUGUGGAGCGCAUCCUGACGGUGGACCCGAGUGAGCGUCUGACAGCAGGCCAAGCCUUGAAGCACCCCUGGAUCGUCAGCAUGGCAGCCUCCUCCUCCAUGAAGAACCUGCAGCGCUGUAUAUCUCAGAACCUCCUGAAGCGAGCCUCCUCGCGCUGCCACAGCACCAAGUCGGCCCAGUCCACGCGCUCCAGCCGCUCCACCAAAUCCAACAAAGCUCGCAGGGUGCGAGAGAAGGAGCUGCGCGAGCUGAACCGCCGCUAUCAGCAGCAGUAUAACGGCUGAAACUGAGACUGGACGCCAGCAUCUGCAUUCUCUUUCUGGGGGCAAAUGACUCAGCAGUGACUAAUUUCUUAAUAAUAAAAAAAAAAAGUCUACCAGCAUUCUUGUUGGAGGCCAAAAACACCUUGAAAUUAUUGCUUUAAAACAAGGACAGUGACUUCAAAAGUAACUGCUGCCAUUGAGACUAGAACUAAUCAAAGCGAGGAUAAAUCCAUGAGCUGAUAAGAACGCAGCACACAUUAAUCAGUGCUGAGCUCCAUCAUCUCCAAACAUCCUCCCAAACUUAUGUUGUCAGCAGGAUUUCACUCCUUUCUUUGUGUUCUUUCAAUCCCUGUGUUGCUACAUAUUUAUUUAUUAUUGUUGAUUGUUGGUCUUUAUUCUAAUGGUCACUGGAUAAUGACCUUCCACAAGGAUCUGUUGAACAGAGUUCUGGACACUGAUGUUUUUAAGAAGAAAGGAUUCUUUAAAGAUGGGGGGAAACAAAUUCCCCGUCACACAUGUGCUGUGAAUUUGUUAUUGUACUUAAUGUUGAAACCUUGUCUUAAGAUGUCGGUAACCACGUCACACUGCAGCAUAAUCUCACUUUUGAAGGACAACAUGAAGGCGUGUUUUCAUUUGGCUCGAAGCUUAUCUAAUCUUGCCAUCAUUGCUCUGUUUGUUCUUUAAAUUCUCUUGAACUGUCAGAAGAUUGUGAAGCUGUUAGAGCUGAAGCUUAAAUGUGUUGUAUGAGACUGUAAGAAAGCCCCAAACCUCAGCCCCUCAUGAUGUUACCGUCCUCUUAAAGAACAAGCCAUGAGCCGUUUCUGUCCUGAGCAGUGAUAAUUGUUCAUGAUGUAAUGUGGCCCGCAAGUGUUUUUUUUUUGUUUUUUUUUUUAUUCCCUUUGAAUUUAUAGAUCAAACUUUGCCAAAAUUAAGUACUUUCCAACAUCCAAACUACCACUUACUGUAUGUAGAGAUAAUACACAAUUAAACAAAACAAACUGCUUUCGUUUCUUGGCCACUGUGGUUGAAAACAAUUAUUUGCAUAGAAAUCUGUUGGAACAUAACUCAUCUGAUUUGUGCACAGUAUACACAUUUAAUGAGAUUAUGGAUUUGCACUGCUCAGAAGUGGGAAUUCAGAUGCAUUUAAUGCACAUAAUAAAGAAAAACAUUGCAAUUAACAGCUUGAGCAUGGAAUAGUUACAUAAAUCACUUCUCUGGAGAAACAAAUGACCUAUCAAAAGCUGCCUGAGACGGCAUAUCUCCACCAAAAUCUCUAAGUUGAGCCAGUUGGUAAGAUGUUUAUGCAAAUUAGUUUUUGAUUGAUUCUGCUAACAGACCAAGAAAUAAAGUCAGUCGUACUAAAGGUACUUUCUCCAAAAAUCUGACUCUUAUCUCUAGUUUGACACUAAAGUAAUGGAACGUGUCCAUUUAUAAGUUUUUAUCACAUUUGGAGUCAAGUUUGCCAUAAAUCCUAUUUGUUAGAACAGUGUUGCGUUAUCACUAUAAAACAAUUAGCCAGUAGAAGUGAACAAUUCCCACAGUUCUGUCCUUUAACGUUAAGAGUUGAUGAAGAUAAAAGCCAAAAUCUUGAAGGCAAACUUUUAAAAUGUGAGUUCACAAACCAGCGUCUGAUCCUACAGCGGCUACAUCCAUAUAGAAGUAUAUCAGCAUAUAUGAUCAAACUAAGCUGAAAUUAAGUCUACGAAAUGGAUGAAGGUUUAAUCUUCUCCCCAAAGUCUUUUGGAAGACGCUCUCGAUAAUAUGAAGCUACACAAAGUCAGUGUGCAAUGGAGGUAAUCGCAGAUGUGAACCGAUUUAUGUGAAACAGCUGACAAAGUGGAACAAACUGCUUUAACCAUUAAUGUUGCCUUCGCUCAGCUGAUCCCUCAACACCGCUUCACUGAGAGAAAGCACACACUGAUGCGGCACUGAGCUUCCUCUGUGUUCAUUACUGAAGAGGAACAGCAGAAUGGCUGUAUGAAGAUAUUUUUUAAUUUUAUUUUAUUUUUUAUUUUACACCAGUAACCUGAAAGGUCUAGUUGUGUAAGUUGUCCCAUCUAUCUGAUAACAGAAACUCGGUUUAAAGACAUCUAACUGAGAGAAAAACUUUGCUUAAAGAUUGUUACUACUAAAACUUGCAGGUCCCUCUCUGCUGUGCUUCAGCUCUACUUCUGCAGAGGAGUGACAGCUGUAGUAGAGACAUUGACUGACACCAGUUAAGCUACAUUUAGUUCCAGAGUACUGGUUAGUGGAUGAGGAAAUUGAUAGAUUAACAUUGCACCAGUUGCCGUUUGUACUGGUCCUUUUGAGGCAUGUUGGACUUAAGUUUCUGACCUACUGAGCGCAAGACACGGACAUACCCAAGAAAUAACAGUUGGAGCAUUAAAGGAAAUAUACCAUUCAUCUUCAAACACAACUACAGAGUAUUAACUAGUUUUAUUCCUUUAAAAAAGGAUUUUCAUGGUUUUUGCCAUAAUCACAAGUUUCUUGCUGCUCUUCCUGUUUGUUUUUUUUUUUUGUUUGUUUUGGGGUUUUUUUCAUAGUUAAAAGAAUCAGAAGGUGCACGAUCAGAUGAAAUGACACCAAAACACUGCGUAUAUGUUUUGCAGCUCACCACUUUAAGAAGGGUGACCAUGGAUUUAAGACUUGUCGUGGCUCUGACUGGAGUUUCCACCACAUCUGUUGGAUUCCUGCAUCAGGAGCCCCACGACGGGCCAGAGGAAUCCAGAUUUCUGUCCGUCAAAGAUUUACGUGCCCUGGAAAUGUGGCAAAAAGCUGUUUUGAUUCGAGUCACCAACUUCUGCUUCAAGUUAAACUUGAGUUUAAAACUGGAUUAUUUUUUUGUGCUUAGAUUCAGGAAAAGCUGGUGCAACCCCCAUCUCCUCUGUAAUGUGCUCCACUCUGUCAGGAACUGAAAUCCCUUUAAACUUAUCAAUUGGAAAAUUUUGAAGUCAUCUUUAAGUAGUUUGUUUGGUCAUAUGGCAGAUUUUUCUAGCAGUCCUCGCACAUCUGGUUCUGAAAAUGGAGCGCUUUGGUUGGACAGCACAGAGCUAAACUAUCUGAGGUUUGCGAGCAACAAUCCUCCAUAAAGGAUCCUGUGAAAUGAGUCACUUCCUAUCAGUGAACAAAUUUCACAACAUUAUUUCUUAGAAACCAUCAAGUUUUUGAUUGCCCUUAAUUCUGAAUACGUCCUAAAGCUUCACACGGAAAUUAAAUUAAUUUAAUAUGAUCUUUACCAGCAGUAGUAAGAAUAUUAGUAUUUCUCAUGUUUGUAUUCUGCAUGCUCAUUUUUUCAUGUUUUCAACUGAAUCAUAAACAUCCAUCUACAAACUAUUACUCUGCUCAGAGCUGAAAUAAACAACACUAAUGACACAAAGGUGCACAACCACAACUUUUAAAUAAUUUGUCCUGUUUUUAAUUUUAUUUUUUCUUUGGCAAAUCACUUCAUGUGCAGAGCUCAGUAGAAUUUUCUUGAAUUUUUCACAUUUUCGUUGAACUUUUUUCUUGGUUUUCAUGUAUUUUGUCCCUCCAGAAGACUCCCAGGGUAAAUCAGAUGUUGUCUGAUCACUCCGUCUUUGCUGUGAUUUUUCUCCAGAGCUGGAAAAGUUUCCUGAAGUCGUGAACUUAAUCGAGCCAUGUCAGCUGACCUCAGUUUUUCCUUUCUUUCUCAUCUCUUUGCCUUCACGUGUUCCAGGAUGCUUUGUCAUCUCUAUGAUGCAACUCUUGCCAUUUUCUUUGAUCCUUUUUCUGCUUUGACUUACUGCUGUUCUUUUCCCUGAUAUUUCACAUCUUGGGAGUUUUUUUUUUUUUUUUUUUUUUUGAAAACACCUCAAAUGAGACAACCAGAUAUCAGCACAAACUGCUCUACUUAGUCUACACAUCAAAGUAUUUUUUAUAUCAGACGCAGGACAAACUAACUCGAUAUUCGUACUGAGACAGCAGCUGUGGUCGUUUUUAAUGAUUUUGUGUGGCGGAUCUCGUAAAGGUGUCGUACUUCCUGCAGUCAGUUACAGUCUAUGUGAAGUAAAACUAAAAAUGUCAAAAAUAAGAAUCACAAUUACAAAAAAUGUUUAAACUUGAGGGAAAUGCUGUUGUUGAGUUGGUGCAGGACAGUGUGGAGAAGCCUGUCGUGUAUCAGGCUCAACAGAUAAUCAAUACAUUUUUUAAAUGUAUAUCCUGUUUUUACGUCUCUGUGAUUUUCUAUAAAUGCUGUUGUUUUUAAUGGAGUAGCCAUUUCAACACUGUUAGCUGAAAACAGUUUGUAUUUUCUCAGUGUUGAAAUGAAUGAUAACACUAUGAUUCCUCUAUCAUUAACUUUUUUUUAAAGAAAUGUUUUUAAACGGUGACUUGUGUGUGCCAAUAAAACACUCGAACC
Molecule: messenger RNA, 6687 nt
Organism: Melanotaenia boesemani (Boeseman's rainbowfish)
Lineage: Eukaryota; Metazoa; Chordata; Actinopteri; Atheriniformes; Melanotaeniidae
Gene: pskh1
Product: protein serine kinase H1
Exons: 4
Coding region: 1011-2333 (440 amino acids)
Biological process (GO): protein phosphorylation
Molecular function (GO): ATP binding; protein kinase activity
Source: RefSeq, a predicted model, not a curated record